AUGAGCUAGGAAGUAGGCGAGGAUUUAGCUAAAAUUGAAGAUACCUUAAAAAAGUUAAUGUAGAACAUGUUUGAGUACCUUUAAAAAUUUAUUGAUAAAAAUGAGGAUAAUGCCUAUAUGGAAGAACAUUUCCUUAAGGAAUAUGAUGAUUUAGCUAUGUUUACUGAUAUUAUUGUUAAUUUUUUUGAUUUCUUUACUUAGAAAGUUGAUGAAAAAAUUAAAAAAAUAAAAAAAAACCUUGAAGAUAAUGAUGAUAAUUUCUCUAUUACUGAUAAUGAAGAUUACAAAAAGUUAGAAGAAAUACUAUAAAAACAUGAGGCUGAGAAUAGAACUUACUUAAGAACCUAAUUGUAAAUGAAACUGAUGAUCGAUGGGUUUAAACAAAAGCAAGAAGAACUUGAAAAAGAAAAAUAAGAUAUGAUCAAUUCAACUAAAGCUAAUCUUUAAUAAAAAAAUAAAGAAAUACAAUACCUUCAUGGAGAAAUAGCCAAGCUUAAAAAAUAAAUCCAUGAUUAAAUAGAAAUUAAUAGCAAUUAAGAGUUCAGUAUCAAAGAGUACGAAUCUUAACUCAAUGAUUAUAAAUAAAAAUGCAAGACUCUUUAACAAAAAGUUAACGAACAAAAUUAAGUAGGCAGCUCUUAAAAUAUUCUACCUAAGAAAGAUGGCAGCUUUAAAUCAAUGGGUAUUUCUCUGAACUUAAAAAAGUCCUUAAACAAUGAAAUAAAACACAGUUCAGAUCCGGACUUGAAUAAACAUGCUUUAAUCAGCAACAGCAGUAGCAGAAACAAACAUUAAUUGAAUGCUAGCAGUAUAAGCACACUUUGUACAAAUACAAAUUAAAAAAUAGGAACACCCAAUAAAAAUGAACGUGGUAAAAAUACUGGAAUAGGAUUUAUUUAAAAUAAUUUACUGUCUGUUUCAAGCAGAGGGGGAAAUCCUGUAGUAAAUAAUAUAUAUUAAUCUCAAUAUAGCAGUGGUAAUGGAGCAACUGGAGCAUAUCUGGGAGGAAUAAGUAGCACAAAUACUCAGAGUCUUAAUAGCCAUCCUAUGCAAGAAAUUCAAGACUAGAUAAACUUUUAAUAAGCUAGCUCUGCUCAAAAAACAUUUUAAGAUUACUCAAUAAAAUAAUAGCUUAUUAAAUAAAUUAAAGAUGUCAAUAAAGAAUCUUUGAACAAGUCAAAUUAAAAGGAAUAAAAAGUUAACUCCCACAAUACAAGCUAGCAUAUGGAAUCAAAAGAUUUAGUUGCAUAUUUGAGCAGUGGCCCUAUUUAAUCAAUAUAAAAUUCUAACAAUAACUCAUUUAUAGGCAUGAGCGCUUCUUUAAAACCUCACAAAAGAUCAAAAAGUUAAUAAGGAGGUAAAAUGAAAGGAGGACCUUUAACAAACAAUUAAAAUUUAAAUUCUGCUGGAAGAGCAAACAGCAGUCUAAAUCAAAGAAAUCGCAACCUAAACUCAUCUACAUACCAUCACAACACAUCUGCAGCUGAUUAUUCUUCUUUGAUAAAUAUUUUAAAUAAAGAUUAAUACCUAGAUAUGAAUAUUUCAUCACUAAAUCCAACAGGUAACUAAUUAAUUAAUUAAUUAAUUAAUUAAUUAACUGAAUUUAUUUAAUCAAUCUUUUAACAAUUAAAUUUCUUUAAUUAAAAGUUGUAGUAAAUCCAAAUAAUAACUCACUUAACAAAAUCUCAAACAAAGCAGUGGCUGUUAGCAAUAGCUAAAACUAGUCAAGUAAUGUUAGCAAUAAUAAUAUUAGUAAUUCUACUUUGUCAUAAUAAAUGA
Molecule: messenger RNA, 1779 nt
Organism: Tetrahymena thermophila SB210
Lineage: Eukaryota; Ciliophora; Oligohymenophorea; Hymenostomatida; Tetrahymenidae
Product: transmembrane protein, putative
Exons: 7
Source: RefSeq, a predicted model, not a curated record